GCGCAUGUGCAGUACCAAAGUUCCCGGAUAUUGGUUACCGUUUUCGAAUGUUGGCGACCCCGGAACUGCUGAUUGUCUCGAGAAGCCAUUUAAAUUUUCGAUCGUUCCUGCCUUGUUCCGGGCUUCUCUCCUGCAAAAAUGGCGGGCAGGGAAUAUUCCACGUCGUUCAGCGAGUUCGACACGGAAGAUCUCAGCCUGGAGACGACCGUACCGACGGAUUUUUCGGACGAAGCGGAGGGAGACCGCAGCAGAGGUGGGAGGGCCCGAAAGGAGAAAGUUACCAAACAGCUGAUAGAACGUAAACAACUGGCACACGACUUGCAGCUCGUCAGAAUAGAGCUGAGUCAGAAGAACCUCAUCAUCGAAAACCUGAAGGCAGAACAUGUUACCAAAGUGGAGGAGCUGGAAGAGAAACUUAGCGACGCAUUGCACCAGAGGCACAUUCUGCAGGCCAAGCUGGAGUCGCAACUCAAGAUGCACCAGGAGGAGUCUCGGCGGAGACAGGAGCAGACACGUGCCGAGAUCGAGCGCAUCAUGCAGCGACAGCAGCAGCUGGAGACAGCUAAUGCCAGGCUACAGGCGCACGCAGGUGACAUCAGGAGGAGUCUUCGUGACUUGAACCUGGCAGAGGGACAGUACUUUGAGCUGAAGGGGAUGGGCAGAGGAGUACUAAAUAUUUCAAGAUACAUGAUUUUAGUACAUCUGCUAGUAAUAAUACUGACUGCAGUAACAAUGAUAUUACCCCUCCCCCAGUCAUACAUUUAUGUGAACAUCAUUGAUUUUGAAGGAAAUGUCUACUUGAGUACAGUACAUUUUUCUUGUAUGCAGAAUUUGAAGGUGGAGAAACAGGGAAGGUCAGAUGCGGAGGUCAAGUGUCAAAGGUUAACCCUGGAGCUGGCAGAUACCAAGUCUCAGAUCCAGCAGGGGGACUACAAGAGGGAGAACUAUGACAGGGUCAAAAGUGAGAGAGACGACCUUGAACAUGAAGUUUUAGACAGUAAGAAGAAGUACACCUACCUGGACGCUGCACACCGGACAGUCUCAAAGGAAAGAGAUGACACACAGAAAGAGUUGUCAGCUGCCAAACAGGCCCUGGCCUUACUGAGACAGGACAAAGACUACCUCACCAAGCACACCAACGACCUUGGCUCCAAGAUGACCUUCAAUGAGGAGCGACUGCAGCAGCUGACUGUUCAGCUGGACGACGCCAAACGGGCGCGGGAAGAGAUGUACGAGAAAUACGUGGCCUCAAGGGAUCACUACAAGGCUGAGUAUGAGCGGAGACUGGCCGAGGAGCUGGACCAGAUCAGGGUGAAGACUGACCAGGAGAUGGACAGGCUGAGGGUCAGCACCAGGGAGAUGUACGAGAGAGAAAACAGGAACCUACGUGAGGCCCGUGACGCUGCUGUAGCUGAGAAGGAGAGACUGGUUCUGGCUGAGAGAGAGGCCACAAGGAGGUCUGAGGAUCUAGUAGCUGAAUUCAGACAACUACAGAAUGGAGCUGACACCAAGACCUCAGAGCUACAGAAUGAGCUGAAACUGAAGUCGUUUGAGACAGAGAGGACGCAGAUGGUGCACGAAGAAACUGUCAGGAACCUCAAACAGUGUCAGAUCGACAACGAAAAGCUGCAGAACAAGUUAGAGGUCAUGACCAGAGAGUACUACGAGCUACAGAGGUCCACAGAGAAACAGUUCCUUGAAAUGGAGACACAGAAUAAGGAUCUGAAGUCACGGGUGGAGACUUACGAGAAACUGGAGCAGGAGUUGGACGACGUUGUCAUGCAGGCUGCUGAAGUUGAAAACGAGGACGAGGCAGAGAGAGUGCUGUUUUCUUACGGUUAUGGAGCAAAUGUUCCCAGUACAGCAAAGAGAAGAUUGAAACAGAGUGUCCACCUGGCCAGAAGAGUGCUCCAGCUGGAGAGACAGAAUACCUCCCUCAGGAAGGACAUGGACAGGCAGAAGACAGAGGCACAACAUGUGGCAGAGGAGCUUUCUGCAGCUAACAGGGUCCUGGACCAAUCCCAGCAGCCCUACUCCUACCUCAUCGAGAGUCUACGACUCAGAGACUCCCAGAUUAACGCACAGAAGAACCACAUCCAACAGCUUCAGGAGGACCUCAGUCGGUUUGAGAAGGAGAGAGCAGACCUGAUCAAGACCAAGAACCAGAUGACCUCUGACCUGGAGAGAUUACUCAAUCAGAGAGAGGAAAUGGCAGUUAUGAAACAAGUGGUGCAGAGCCUUCAUUCCCGUCGCUAUGGUGAUGACAGGCCACACCCUCAGGAGGCAUCCACCACGUCCACCGCCGUCCGCUCAACUGGACCACGUGUGAGGGCCCCGCUACAGGACUCCAACACUUACACACCUGCACCUACCUUAUUUACUAACAGAGACCCACCAGAGUGGUACAAAAGAGUGAAGCAGCGGAGUGGAACAGAAAGAACCAAAUAUUCACAAGUCUACGCAACGUCAUAGCAUUAUACUGUUCAAGACUGAAAAAAUGAAGGUUGUUUUUAGUACAUUUGGCAGAACGUGUUUGUCUUUAUUCUUGGUCAGUGCAAAGAGAUGUGAAAUUUUUACCGGAAAUGCAGGCAGCUUUUUAGUUGUUUUUUAUAUGCCUAUUUUAGGCUACAGUCCCUCGCAAUAAAACUAUGUACAUAUACUGUAUACCUGAUUUGAUCAGUGUGCAUUCCAUCCAUUGGCCUUGAGGACAUUUUGGGCUGUACAGUCCUAGUUUAGAGGAUAGAGUUACCAUGAUGGAAAAGUGUGGUUUACCCCUGGUCCAACAAAUUUUAAAACUAGAAAAUUUAACUAUUUUGAAUGUGUUCCUGUUUUAAGUAAUUUUUAAAGAAAUUAUUCCCUGAAUGAUAUGGCUCAAUAAACUGUCCUACCUUGAACCCACUAUUUACUAUGCAUGUGUAGAUUUCAACAAAGUAAUGCUUUACGGGUACAACACCUUGUAUUCCUUUGAUUCCAUCCCUUGUGACUUUUAUGUACAUGACAAAUUAGAAUCCAGCCCUUCUUUUCAUCAUAGAAUUUGCUUUCAUCAGGACUUCCAAAGGAUUCCAUGGAAAACAGCAACCUCAGAGUUUCACAAGUUGUAAUCUUUUCAUGUGGUAUACUAAGGAUAUGUAUCAAUGAUUUGUAAAAAAAUAUGUUGUAGUUACACAAUUGACUACUAGUAUCGAGUGUACAGUACAGGUAAAGUACAUAUCAGGCUUAUUUUUGUAUGGAUGUUAUUUUGCUUUUAAGAAGAAAUUAAAGCUAGAAGUUGAUCC
Messenger RNA from Branchiostoma belcheri (Belcher's lancelet), 3275 nucleotides. Its product is annotated as progesterone-induced-blocking factor 1-like. The coding region runs from base 139 to 2472 and encodes 777 amino acids. Gene Ontology annotation, cellular component: centriolar satellite. NCBI's taxonomy places the organism in Eukaryota, Metazoa, Chordata, Leptocardii, Amphioxiformes, Branchiostomatidae. The transcript has 16 exons. The record is from RefSeq and is a predicted model, not a curated record. Gene Ontology annotation, biological process: cilium assembly.